GUGUGUUGCUCGAGGGGGCGUCCCGGAGUGCUGAGCGGCGGAUUCACCCUCCUCCCUUCCUCCUGACGGCGGUGCGAGGCGGCCCCUCCCAGACCGUCGCCUGCCAGGAGGCUCCGAGGCCCGCGGGCUGCAAGGCUGAGCUCUCCCCGCCCCCCGAAGUCAAGUGACUCAAGGCAUCUCUAUCCAGUCGGAGGUGACCCAAGAGAAGGGGAGGGAGAUGGAAGAGCAGGACCCAGAAGGAGCUGCAGCUGGCAAGACAGCAAGCAUGGCUCAGUGGGCGUAGAGCAUGCCUGGUUCAACCUCUGGCAUCUCCAGUUAAAUGGACUAGGCAUCAAGUGACUCAAGGCAUCUCUAUCCAGUCGGAGGUGACCCAAGAGAAGGGGAGGGAGAUGGAAGAGCAGGACCCAGAAGGAGCUGCACCUGGCAAGACAGCAAACAAAGGCCCCCCUCCCACCCAAGCUGGGGGUGAUGGUGAAGGCUGGGAAAGCCCCGUGCCAGAGACAUCUUCUCAGGUCACGGAGAUCUCAGAGGUGCAUGGCCAACACUUCCGGCAGUUCCAGUACCAUGAGGCUGAAGGGCCCCGAGAGGUUUGCAGCCGGCUCCAUCGACUCUGCAGCCACUGGCUGAAGCCAGAGAGGCACUCCAAGAAGCAGAUGGUGGACCUGGUGAUCCUGGAGAGGUUCCUAGCCCUCCUGCCCCAGGAAAUGCAGCACUGGGUCAGGGAAUGUGGGCCGGAGACCAGUUCCCAGGCGGUGGCCUUGGCCGAAGGCUUCCUCCUGAGUCAGGCUGAGGAGAAGAGGCAGGCAGAGCAGAUGUGGGGACCAUCCAUGGAGAGAGAAGCUCCAUUCCCUGAGGCAGAACGAGGUUCCUUGGAGGAAGGGCAGAGGGCGCAGGCCCAGCAGGGUGCCCAAGAUGCCCUCUCUUGUGGCAAUGGAGAGAUGCUGAUCCAUCUUCUUUCCAGAGUUGUGGAAACAGCCGCUUUACCUCUAGUCCAGUGCCCCUUUUCCUUUGAGGAGGUGUCUGUCCGUUUCACUACAGCAGAGUGGGACGUGCUGGAUCCGGGCCAGAAAACCCUCUACAGGGAAGUCAUGCAGGAGAACUAUUGGAGUGUAAUCUCUCUGGCAGAGGAUGAUCAGAGAAACGAAGAGGGUGAGGAACUUGUCCAGCAGUUGCCAGAUCGAGUUCAAGAUUUGAAAGAAAACAAUAGAAACCAAGGCAGACCUAAGAGAAAGGAAGGCAGACAGUGUGGAAAGAGAUUCAGUCUAAGUGCAUCUCUUCAACUGCAUCAGAGAUCCCACACAGGGGAGAAACCUUUUGCAUGCUCAGAGUGUGAAAAGAAAUUCAGUCUAAGUGUGUCUCUUCAUCGGCAUCAGAGAAUCCACACAGGGGAGAUACCUUUUGAAUGCUCAGAGUGUGGAAAGAGAUUCAGUCGGAGUGGCAGUCUAAAACUGCAUCAGAGAACCCACACAGGGGAGAAACCUUUUGAAUGCUCAGAGUGUGGAAAGAGAUUCAGUCAGAGUGGCCAUCUGCAGCAGCACCAGAGAACCCACACAGGGGAGAAACCUUUUGAAUGCUCACAGUGUGGAAAGAGAUUCAGUCAAAGUGCAUCUCUUCAACUGCAUCAGAGAUCCCACACAGGGCAGAAACCUUUUGCAUGCUCAAAGUGUGGAAAGAAAUUCAGUCUAAGUGUGUCUCUUUAUCGGCAUCAGAGAAUCCACACAGGGGAGAAACCUUUUGAAUGCUUAGAGUGUGGAAAGAGAUUCAGUCAGAGUAGCCAUCUGCAGCAGCACCAGAGAACCCACACAGGGGAGAAACCUUUUGCAUGCUCAGAGUGUGGAAAGGGAUUCAGUUACAGUGGCCAUUUUCGAAAGCAUCAGAGAACCCACACAAGGGAGAAACCUUUUGAAUGCUCAGAGUGUGGAAAAAGAUUCAGUCAAAGCAGCACUCUAAAGCUGCAUCAGAGAACCCACACAGGGGAGAAAGCUUUUCCAUGCUCAGAGUGUGGAAAGAGAUUCAGUCAGAGCAGCACUCUAAAGCUGCAUCAGAGAAUCCACACAGGGGAGAAACCUUUUGAAUGCUCAGAGUGUGGAAAGAGAUUCAGUCAGAGCAGCACUCUAAAGCUGCAUCAGAGAACCCACACAGGGGAGAAAGCUUUUGCAUGCUCAGAGUGUGGAAACAGAUUCAGUCGGAGCAGCACUCUAAAGCUGCAUCUGAGAACCCACACAGGGGAGAAACCUUUUGAAUGCUCAGAGUGUGGAAAGAGAUUCAGACAAAGUGGCCAUCUGCAGCAGCACCAGAGAACCCACACAGGGGAGAAAGCUUUUGCAUGCUCAGAGUGUGGAAAGAGAUUCAGUCAGAGUAGCCAUCUUAAACUGCACCAGAGAACCCACACAGGAGAGAAACCUUUUGAAUGCUCCGAGUGUGGAAAGAGAUUCAGUCACAGUGGUGAGCUUCGAAAGCAUCAGAGAAUCCACACAGGGGAGAAACCUUUUGAAUGCUUAGAGUGUGGUAAGAGAUUCAGUCGGAGUAGCCAUCUUCAGCUGCACCAGAGAACACACACAGGAGAGAAACCUUUUGAAUGCUCAGAGUGUGGAAAGAGAUUCAGUCACAGUGGUGAUCUUCGAAAGCAUCAGAGAACCCACUCAGGGGAGAAAUCUUUUGCAUGCUCAGAGUGUGGAAAGAGAUUCAGUCACAGUGGUGCUCUUCGAAAUCAUCAGAGAACCCACACAGGGGAGAAACCUUUUGAAUGCUCAGAGUGUGGAAAGAGAUUCAGUCAGAGUGGCACUCUUCACCAGCACUGGAGUACCCAUGCAGGGGAGAAACCUUUUGCAUGCUCAGAGUGUGGCAAGAGAUUCAGUCGAAGUGCGUCUCUUCAUUUACAUCAGAGAACCCACACAGGG
This is a messenger RNA of Heteronotia binoei (common prickly gecko), 2900 nucleotides long. Its product is annotated as oocyte zinc finger protein XlCOF6-like. The record is from RefSeq and is a predicted model, not a curated record. Gene Ontology annotation, biological process: regulation of transcription by RNA polymerase II. The annotation marks the transcript as partial. The transcript has 8 exons. Gene Ontology annotation, molecular function: DNA-binding transcription factor activity, RNA polymerase II-specific; RNA polymerase II cis-regulatory region sequence-specific DNA binding. Lineage: Eukaryota; Metazoa; Chordata; Lepidosauria; Squamata; Gekkonidae.